Molecule: messenger RNA, 2340 nt
Organism: Dromiciops gliroides (monito del monte)
Lineage: Eukaryota; Metazoa; Chordata; Mammalia; Microbiotheria; Microbiotheriidae
Product: heterogeneous nuclear ribonucleoprotein M-like
Exons: 2
Coding region: 7-2121 (704 amino acids)
Biological process (GO): alternative mRNA splicing, via spliceosome; regulation of mRNA stability involved in response to oxidative stress
Cellular component (GO): cytoplasm; post-mRNA release spliceosomal complex; nucleus
Molecular function (GO): mRNA binding
Source: RefSeq, a predicted model, not a curated record
GAGAAAAUGGUGGCAGGGGUGGAAGCGGCUGUGGAGGUGGCGGCGACUGAAUCCAAAAUGGAGGAGGAGAGCGGUGCGCCUGGCAUAGUAAGCGGGAACGGGACUCCGACCCCCAAAAGUGAAGGUGAACGAUCAAGUCAAAAUGAGAAGAGGAAGGAGAAAAAUGUGAAAAGAGGAGGGAAUCGAUUUGAACCCUAUGCCAACCCUACUAAAAGAUACAGAGCCUUCAUUACAAAUAUACCAUUUGAUGUGAAAUGGCAGUCCCUUAAAGACCUGGUCAAAGAAAAAGUUGGUGAGGUAACAUACGUGGAGCUCUUAAUGGACGCUGAAGGAAAGUCAAGGGGAUGUGCUGUUGUUGAAUUCAAGAUGGAAGAAAGCAUGAAAAAAGCUGCUGAAGUUUUGAACAAGCAUAGUCUGAGUGGAAGACCUCUGAAAGUCAAAGAAGAUCCCGAUGGCGAACAUGCCAGGAGAGCAAUGCAAAAGGCCGGAAGACUUGGAAGCACAGUCUUUGUAGCAAAUCUGGAUUAUAAAGUUGGCUGGAAGAAACUGAAGGAAGUGUUCUGUAUGGCUGGCGUAGUGGUUAGAGCAGACAUUCUUGAAGAUAAAGACGGGAAAAGUCGUGGAAUCGGCACUGUUACUUUUGAACAGUCAAUUGAAGCAGUUCAGGCUAUAUCAAUGUUCAAUGGCCAGCUGCUAUUCGACAGACCAAUGCAUGUGAAGAUGGAUGAGAGGGCCUUGCCAAAGGGUGACUUUUUCCCUCCUGAGCGCCCCCAACAACUCCCUCAUGGACUUGGUGGCAUUGGCAUGGGGCUAGGACCAGGAGGACAGCCCAUUGAUGCUAAUCAUCUAAACAAAGGCAUAGGAAUGGGCAACAUAGGACCUGCAGGAAUGGGAAUGGAAGGCAUGGGAUUUGGAAUAAACAAAAUGGGAGGCAUGGAGGGCCCCUUUGGUGGUGGCGGCAUGGAAAACAUGGGUCGGUUUGGAUCUGGCAUGAACAUGGGCCGAAUGAGUGAGAUGGAUCGAGGAAUGGGUGGAGGAUUUGAGAGAGACUUUGCUCGGAAUGAGAUGGGAAUGGCUCGGAGUUUUGGAGAACCUCUUGGCCGGGGAAUGGGUGGUGGUGGUGGCAGUGUACCAGGAAUCGAGAGAAUGGGCCCUGGGAUUGACCGUAUAGGUGGUGCUGGGAUGGAAAGAAUGGGUUCUGGCCUAGGCCACGGAAUGGAUAGAGUAGGGUCUGAGAUGGAGAGAAUGGGCCUUGUCAUGGAUCGUAUGGGGUCAACUGUGGAGAGAAUGGGGUCAGGAAUAGAACGAAUGGGUCCCCUUGGCAUAGAUCACAUGACUACAAGCAUUGAAAGGAUGGGCCAAACCAUGGAUAGGAUAGGUUCAGGUGUGGAAAGAAUGGGGGCUGGCAUGGGCUUUGGUAUUGAGAGAAUGGCUGCUCCUAUAGAUCGAGUUGGCUCAACUAUAGAGAGGAUGGGAUCAGGUGUAGAUCGUAUGGGCACCACCAUGGAUCGCAUGGGGUUAAGUAUGGAUCGUAUGGUACCUGCUGGCAUGGGAACAGGUAUAGAUCGCAUGGGUCCAGUUAUGGAUCGAAUGUCUACCGGUUUGGACCAAAUGGGUGCCAAUAACAUGGAGCGCAUGGGAUUGGACCGUAUGGGUGUCAAUAACAUAGAGCACAUGGGAUUGGACCGUAUGGGUGCCAAUAACAUAGAAAGAAUGGGUCCUACUAUGGGUCCAGCCCUAGGUUCAGGAAUGGAGCAUAUGGGACUUGCCAUGGGAGGUAGCUUUGACAGAGCUAUGGAAAUGGAUAGGGGAAACUUUGGAGGCAGAUUUGCAGGGUCUUUUGGAGGUGCUGGUGGCCAUGUGCCUGGGGUUGCUCGAAAAGCCUGCCAGAUAUUUGUGAGAAAUCUCCCUUUUGACUUUACAUGGAAAAUGCUAAAAGACAAAUUCAAUGAAUGUGGCCAUGUGUUGUAUGCAGACAUCAAGAUGGAGAAUGGCAAAUCCAAGGGUUGUGGCGUGGUUAAGUUUGAAUCUCCAGAGGUGGCAGAAAGAGCCUGCCGGAUGAUGAAUGGGAUAAAACUCAGUGGCAGAGAGAUUGAUGUGCGAAUUGAUAGAAAUGCUUAAGCAGUUGCCUUUUUUAAACAUCAAUACCAGACUUCCAAAUUUGUAUUUUGUUUUCCUUGUUAACCAUUUUAAUUUGUUGGCUGGAUGUAUAAAGAUGUUAAAAUUCAGUUGCUUUCUGGGGUGAUUUUAAUUACUUUUUUAAUGACUGGGAUUCCAUUUGACUGUUUGCAUUGAGAUUGCAAUGUACGAAAUUUUUUUUGUAGUUGUGGCAUCUUGUUG